AUGACCGCAGGCUUGUCCCACCAGGCCAAAGCAACCGCAGAUAUUCUUAUAAAUGGCGCCAGCGAACCGUUUCCGCCCCCCGGCACCGAUCCUCUGAUUGCCCGCUUACACCUGAACAAUGGAAGUGGCAGCAAUACGCAGUCUUCUACUUCAUUGGAUAGUUCGCUAGCUCAGCAAACCGCCGUCUCUCAGAACGAAAACCCACAACAAAAUCCUCAGUCUGCACCACCACCAGAGGCAAACCCCUUCUCUGCCUUGCAGACUUCCCAGGAACAUGAGGAGGAGUGCUCUUGCGUCUUCGCGGGAGCUUGUCUUUACAAAGGCGCUUGUCUUUGGAUUGCUGGCAGCUUGUCUUUCGGGGUCCUCGUCUUACUGUUCCUCGUAGCCUGGGGUCUGCAGUGGGUAGUGGCGAUUCCUGCAGAGUAA
Molecule: messenger RNA, 426 nt
Organism: Eimeria mitis
Lineage: Eukaryota; Apicomplexa; Conoidasida; Eucoccidiorida; Eimeriidae
Exons: 3
Coding region: 1-426 (141 amino acids)
Source: RefSeq, a predicted model, not a curated record